Gamsiella multidivaricata is the source of this 309-nucleotide messenger RNA. RefSeq lists its product as uncharacterized. The transcript has a single exon. The record is from RefSeq and is a predicted model, not a curated record. The coding region runs from base 1 to 309 and encodes 102 amino acids. Lineage: Eukaryota; Fungi; Mortierellomycota; Mortierellomycetes; Mortierellales; Mortierellaceae.
AUGCGUCCGUCCAAGAGUCACCCUGAUACAGAGUACAGGGAAUCGUGGGACACGCCAUCUAUGAAAUCCAUUGCGGAUAUAUCGACAGCACACGAGUCACUGCAGGAGUUCAGACUGCCGAGACUUUUAUUCCAUCCGGAAGACUGGAGGGAAAUUAUCCAGACAUUUGAUCUCUCUGCGCCGAAAACACUGGGUCUUGCGUACACCAAUUUAUUUGUGGACGAACUCAGACUACUAGUCAAUCGCAUAACAGAGUGGUUCACGGAUUUCUCUGGAGUGCUUGGAUAUUUCACAUACGACCCUUUGUGA